This is a messenger RNA of Vespula vulgaris, 3365 nucleotides long. RefSeq lists its product as uncharacterized. Lineage: Eukaryota; Metazoa; Arthropoda; Insecta; Hymenoptera; Vespidae. Gene Ontology annotation, molecular function: protein binding. The coding region runs from base 565 to 3321 and encodes 918 amino acids. The record is from RefSeq and is a predicted model, not a curated record. The transcript has 10 exons.
CCUAAAGGAAAACGAUCUGCGCUGGGUACUUUUCAAGUGGUCUCGCGCGAGCGUUUCAAACGUUUCGAGUGUUUCGCCGUCAGAGGACUCUGUCCUUCUCACCUGUCACCUGAAUUUUUACCUGUGGCUCCUCCGCUUUCGACCAAUCGGACGUUCGACCCUGGGCCCUGCCGUCCCCCACUCCUCGACCUACUGCAGCCGUCCCCGAGCACGAAGCCUAUACGUAGUUCAGAAAUUCCUGCACCGCAAGCGCGAAACGAUCAUCCAUUAUAGCGUUCCCACGCUUCUCUCCUUCGAUCGCGAUCCGUGUAAAGUGUGAAUCUUCUGGGGGAAAAAAGAGGAAUCGUCGAGGAAUCGUUCGGGCGGAUCGAGAAAGAAGCUCCUCUACUACUUCACAACAACUCCGUCCAGGUCGAAGCAAAUCACGUCAGAUUUCGAACGGCAUCGCUCCGUCGAUAAAACCAGCGCGUGAUAAAUCGUAUAUUAUUCGAAAAGGAAGGAGGAACGUGGGUGAAAAUCCAGAUCGAUUUUGCGUCGACGCGAAAGCACGAAUCAUUGACGCUGAUGCGGCCAGUCGAACGGAUACGAAACAAAAUGAAAAUUCCGGCAGCUUUGCUGCUGACCGUCCUGUGCUUGUUCUUGUCGACAACGAGAACGAGUGCAGCUUUGGCAUCAAACUCGAAUCUGCCUAAUCAACUCCUUCGGGAAGAUAGUUUUGCGCCGAGUGAAUCGUACAAAGUUAAAUAUGACACUUCCACAGCCUUUCCGGAUGGAGAGGUCCAGAAAAUCAUAUCGUCGGAAUACGUGAAAUCGUUCGAAGAUCCAAAGAAAGUACUGCUUCAGGAGAUUCACACUUUGGACGAGGACGCAAAUGAUCGUCGAGUUAACGUUACCGUCCCUCCAAACGCUCAGGUAAAGCCGAAGAAAGCGACAUCGUCGCUGACAAAAGCUGUCGACGUGAGUGCGAAGGAGAAAAUAAACGAUAAAAAGGUAUUGGAAGCCGAAGACAUGGAAUACGUUGGAAAUUACAAUGGUCAGAGUCCCCACGACAAGAGCGACAAAAUUGACGAAGGCGAGAACGCGGACAGCGAAUACAUCGACGAUUACAAUGAAGACGAUGAUAUCGACGAUGAUCUCGAGGAAGACGACGACGACGACGACGACGAUGACGAUGAUGUCAUGACUCAUUGUCCCGAUUAUUGCAAAUGCGUCGGACAGUACGUCGCUGCAGUAACCGCAACGUGCACCAAACUCGUGGAACAACAAUCUUUUGGCCCUAGCAUAGCCAGUCUGCGAUUCGAGAACACCGGAGAGAUUCGUCUUGGUCCGCACGCAUUAAAAUCCCGUGGAUUGCAACAGCUGGAGAAUAUAAAGAUCACGGACACUCGUAUCGUCGAUCUCGAUCGUACGGCCUUCGACGGUAUCUCGUUCCUCUUCGCCGUCAAUCUGACACGGAACGCGCUUCAGGACAUUCAUCCCCAUACCUUUCAGAAUAAUUCGCAACUGAGUCUAUUGACCAUUUCCGGAAAUCCCUUGAAACACAGUCAAUAUUUCAAAGGGACGAAACAUUAUCUUUUCGACGCACCUACCGUCACCGAGCUCGUCUUUUCUAACAACGGUGUACCUAAAUUGCCACGUACGGCUUUUCAAAAGAUGCAGAGCCUAGCCUAUAUCAAUCUGAGUGGAAACAGACUGAAGGAAAUCGAAAAGACCCUCUUUGAUCCGUUGAACGCCUUGCUCGACUUGAAUUUGUCCAAUAACUUGUUGAACGAGAUCCCUGUCGAGCUCUUCGAUAACAAUGGCUUGGAGACCCUUCGUGUCUCUGGAAACAAUUUAUCGACUCUAGCUAUCAUAAGAGCUUCCAAAUUGACAACGUUGGAGGCAGCCAGAAACAAAAUUAAGGUUAUAGCGAAAGACGAUUUAUCGGGUGUGCCGCUUUUGGAUCAACUCGUUGUUAGCUCGAAUGGAAUGAAACGAAUACAUCAACACGCGUUCAUGAAUCUCGACCAGUUGAUCUAUCUCGAUGUCAGCGAUAACAAAUUGACUUCUUGGACCGAACAUCAUCUCAGGACUAAUCCGAGAUUGCAGAUCUUGUUAAUGAACAAUAAUCCUGAUUUAGGAAGCUUGCCUGUUUUCAAAACUACUGGUCUUGAAUAUGACACAUACAGCACUUAUCGUUUGGAAUGCUCGAAUUGUGGUUUGGAGCGAUUGGAGCCUCAAACAUUCGACGAGAUGCCAGCUUUAACCAAACUGAAUUUAUCCAAAAAUCGUCUUACCAGUUUACCUAACGGUCUUUUCAAGUUACUGACUUCUCUUCGAGAGCUGGAUCUCUCAGAGAACCUCGUAGAAACUUUAGAUGCAAAUAUGUUCCGUGGUGCUAUAUCCUUGAUGAAAAUUAACCUCUCUGGUAAUCCCUUAGUGACUUUGCAAGUUACUCCAUUUUUGCUGACGCCUUCGCUUAACAAGCUCGAUGUGAGCAGAUGCGAGUUGGAAAGAGUCUGGAGCGAGGCUAGAGUUCCAUUGGAGAGCCUUAGAUUCUUAUCGGUUCGUGGUAAUUUACUGCGACGAAUCACUUUGGAAGAACUGAAGGCCAUGCCGAAACUUUCAGCCUUGGAUUUGUCACAUAAUCCCUUGGACUGCGACGAAGACUUCAAUAUGGCCGUUCAGUGGUUGACCGAUCACGGUAUUACACCCACCGAGAUACGCACGCACAGCACUUAUGGCGAUAACAUGGAUUACUCUGACUCGGAAGGCAUCACGCAGUGGAAGGAUCUAGCGAAAAUCGUUUGCGACGGUGUCGAGGAUGGGCCACCAUCUAGAACCAUACCUACCCCUAUAAAGUCAAAAGUCAUUUUCCCGAGAUUACUCGAUGACGCAGAGAACACGAAUUCUCUUCUAAGCGGAGAUCUCGAAGACAACGAGGAUCUAAAAACAUUCGAUCAUUUCACACAAUCGGACGAUGCCGAUAGAGCAUGGGAAGAAAAUCAAUAUACGGAAUAUGGAGAUUAUGUGAUCGAAUCAUCAAGUUAUCGACCUUGGUACAGCAAUGCACUUUGGCCUAUACUAACUGUCAUCGUGGUGACGUUAGUAAUUCUUUUGUUGAUCACUCACGUGGCUAUCACUGUGGCGAAGCGUCGUGGUCGUAGUCCCGUCAUCAGACCACCGAUGAUUCUUCGUCAAGGUCUCGUCGAUAACAAAAAUUGUGGUUUGGUUUACAAGCCUCUUCAAGAAGAAAUUGCAACUCCCCAUAUGCCUAAAAGAGGUAGCUUUUACUCAAGCAGUACCUUCCAUUACGAUAAGAUCGUACCCGAGAGCGUGUAAACUUAUUAAUAUUCGUUUAAAUAAAAGGACUAAUUGAAAUUUAA